Syzygium oleosum is the source of this 2081-nucleotide messenger RNA. Its product is annotated as geranylgeranyl pyrophosphate synthase, chloroplastic-like. Bases 457 to 1557 code for a protein of 366 amino acids. Gene Ontology annotation, molecular function: geranylgeranyl diphosphate synthase activity. Gene Ontology annotation, biological process: isoprenoid biosynthetic process. The record is from RefSeq and is a predicted model, not a curated record. Lineage: Eukaryota; Viridiplantae; Streptophyta; Magnoliopsida; Myrtales; Myrtaceae. The transcript has 3 exons.
UUCGUUUAAAAUGCUCGAUCCGCUUCAAAAGGCACUGCAGAUUCCACAUUAUCCGAUUGCCCACCCAAACUGGAGAUCUUAUCCGUGUCAUCUGGUGGUAGGUUGGUCGAUCCUGUAGCGCUCACAGACACCCACCACCCACAUCGCCGGAACGUCCUUUUCCUGUCAGCCUCGUUCCAUUGCAUUCUUGUUCCAGGUUGCUCGAACACGAUCUUGUCCCGAGAUCUUGCAAGAACGCUCGCUUCUUUUCUUGCUGUGGCCACUGUUGUCCGUCAAUGGUGGACGGGAGAAAAGUGGAAUUGCCCAAAACUGUGUUAGUGGAGCUCGCGGUGGACUGUACCCUGUAAGCACCUUGCUCGCUCGUCUCUUUCUUUUCGCUCUCUAUCGACCAAGCCCCUCUCAGGACUCGGGUCUGAAUACCCAAGAUCGGAUUCUUCGUUCUUUAGCAUCGGAAACAUGAACUGCGUCAAUUUGAGCAGCACCUGUUCGAUCUUUAACCAAGCGAGCAGAUCCAAUUUGCUUCAUCCCCUGAAAGCUCCAGCCUUUCCUCUGAUCUCUCCAAGACCCGCCAGACCCAUUUCUUGUUCCUCUCCCAAAUUGCGUCUCUCCGUCUCCGCGAUCCUCACCAAGGAAGAGGAGGCCACCGCCGAGGAUAGAGAAGGGAGACCCCCUUUCAAUUUCAAGGAGUACAUGCUCGAGAAGGCGAACUCUGUGAACGCGGCGCUCGACUCCUCGGUCUUGCUCCGGCCGCCGCUGAAGAUCCAUGAGGCCAUGAGGUAUUCGUUGCUCGCCGGCGGAAAGAGGGUCCGCCCGGUUCUGUGCAUAGCGGCGUGCGAGGUCGUGGGAGGGCAGGAGUCGAUGGCCAUGCCGUCGGCUUGUGCCGUCGAGAUGAUCCACACCAUGUCUUUGAUUCAUGAUGACCUUCCCUGUAUGGACAAUGACGACUUGCGCCGCGGAAAGCCCACCAACCACAAGGUUUUUGGUGAGGAUGUUGCUGUUUUGGCUGGAGAUGCCCUACUGGCCUACGCAUUUGAGCACAUUGCAGUAGAAACGAAGGGGGUUUCAUCCACAAGGAUAGUCAGAGCAAUCUUCGAAUUGGCGAGGUCGAUUGGAGCAGAAGGCCUAGUUGCUGGCCAAGUGGUGGAUAUAAGUUCUGAAGGAAUCGCUGAUGUAGGAUUGGAGCAGCUUGAGUUUAUUCACAUCCACAAAACUGCGGCAUUGCUCGAAGCAUCUGUUGUUCUUGGGGCAAUUAUGGGAGGCGGGUCUAAUGAAGAAGUUGAGAAGUUGCGGAGUUUCGCAAGGUGUAUUGGGUUGCUAUUUCAGGUGGUGGAUGACAUUCUGGACGUGACCAAGUCUUCUCAAGAACUGGGUAAAACGGCUGGCAAGGAUUUGGUGGCCGACAAAGUUACAUAUCCAAAGCUAAUGGGCAUUGAAAAAUCUAGGGAGUUGGCCAAGAAACUGAACAAAGAUGCUCGAGAACAGCUAUCUGGAUUUGAUAUAGCAAAGGCAGCUCCAUUGAUUGCUUUGGCAGAUUACAUUGCUUACAGGCAGAACUAAUUGUUCCAUGAAAGCUCUGUGAAGACUUUCUGGGUUACGGAAGUCUUGCUUACAUUGCCAAGUGGUCAGUUUCUUUUGUAUACCCUGUGCGGUGACUGAGAAUUACAGCAACCAAUUCCGUAAUUUUGCCAUGCGGGAUCUCUCUGGCAAACCCGUGAACCCAUGUUUUCGGCGUCUAGAGCAUCGUCCUUUUGGUUCUUCUCUCAGCCUUUAACAAGUCUCGAGACAUUCUGGAUGUGAAAUUAUGCCCGAUCUAGAUUGUUGAUGUGAUUAAUGUUCACGAUAACUCUCAUGCUGCCCUAUUAGCAAGAUGGGGAACUUGUGUGCUGCUGCAACUGAAGACUGUUUGGUUCUCAGGCAUAGUAGUUCUUUGUGAAACUUUUUAUUAUUGCUCUCCCAGAUAAACUCAUCAUCAAGUCUUUGGAGCGAUAACACAGUUCGCUGAGUGCUUUAAUAUGUUGAACCGGCUAAACCUGGAUCAUGCUAUGAAUUGGCAAUUUCUCAUUUGUCGAGUUCGAAGUAAA